This is a messenger RNA of Carlito syrichta (Philippine tarsier), 589 nucleotides long. Its product is annotated as ras-related protein Rab-28. The annotation marks the transcript as partial. Lineage: Eukaryota; Metazoa; Chordata; Mammalia; Primates; Tarsiidae. Gene Ontology annotation, molecular function: GTP binding; GTPase activity. The transcript is spliced from 4 exons. The record is from RefSeq and is a predicted model, not a curated record.
GGGCCGCACGCGGCGGGGAGGGGAGGGGCAAGAUGGCGCCCGGCGAGUGAGGCUCCCCCAUCCCCGCAGCCGCCCUUGAGCCACCGGGGCGGGGGGUCCUGCCCUCGCCGGCUCCCUUCCUCCUCUCCCCCGCCCCGGAGACCUCCUCCUUCCCUUGCUCCCUCCACCUCGGGGGGCGGGCCCGGUUCCCGGGACACCAUGUCGGACUCUGAGGAGGAGAGCCAGNNNNUUAAACAAAAAUUCAUUCUGGUAUUCUCUGCAUCAUUUUUUUAGACCUCCCUAGCUACCUAUUUUGCUCAAGAAACUUUUGGGAAACAGUACAAACAAACUAUAGGACUGGAUUUCUUUUUGAGAAGGAUAACAUUGCCAGGAAAUUUGAAUGUUACUCUUCAAGUUUGGGAUAUAGGAGGGCAGACAAUAGGAGGCAAGAUGUUGGAUAAAUAUAUCUAUGGAGCACAGGGAAUCCUCUUGGUAUAUGAUAUUACAAAUUAUCAAAGCUUUGAGAAUUUAGAAGAUUGGUGUACUGUGAUGAAGAAAGUGAGUGAGGAGUCAGAAACUCAGCCACUGGUUGCCUUGGUGGGCAACAAAA